Molecule: messenger RNA, 993 nt
Organism: Eimeria acervulina
Lineage: Eukaryota; Apicomplexa; Conoidasida; Eucoccidiorida; Eimeriidae
Exons: 2
Coding region: 1-993 (330 amino acids)
Cellular component (GO): mitochondrial large ribosomal subunit
Molecular function (GO): structural constituent of ribosome
Source: RefSeq, a predicted model, not a curated record
AUGACAAGUGGACCCAAAGAGGUGAACUGUCUCCAAGCUCACUCAAGCAACGCAGCGGAAGAAGGGCGACGAGGAGGAACAGACGGUCAAUACGCGCAAGGAUGGAAGAGAGCCAAUAUCAUAUGGGUGUUAUCAUGCCUGGUGAUGCUGCGCAACGCGUCUCUGUUUGGGAAGUAUUUGCGCUGUUUGGGUCGAGGGGCGCAGAAGGGAUUUAAGAAGAAGCAGAUCCUCCCACCCAUGCCUGUGAAGGCGUACGGCCGUCCUCCCUCGGCUGCUUCUCAGUGCGGCCUUUUCCACGACGAAGACUACAACUAUUAUACGAAGAUCUCCUUCUCACUGCGGAAACACCGCCGCAAGUUGAAGCCAAAUGUGCUCAAAAAGGACUUUGAAUCCGAAGGUCUGAAUACAGUUGUAAAAAACUUAAAAGUGACAACUUCAGCGCUCCACGCCAUUGACGACGCGGGAGGACUGGAUGAGUAUUUGCUGCGUACGCCUCCAGAAGAACUCCGCAGUGUCCUUGGAGAGAGAAUGAAGGCGGUAAUUCGGUUCUACGACCGAAAUCCCGAAAUUAGGGAGUGGGCACUGCCAUGGAAGUCAUUCGCUAGUGCAGCUGCUCUUGGCGACCCUUGUUACGCGCUCUACAGACAUCUCAGGGGCAAGGAGUUGUACGAGAUGCGGAUGCGACAAGAACAGAGGCGUCACUCCCCUUACUUUCUGCCCAGUGUCCAUAGCAUGCAUCCCAUGAGGCAGCCGUUCCCUGAUGGCGCUGCAGAUCCUCAGCUGCCGCAUCUCGGCUGGGCGUUGAACCCGGCAGAGGCGGCGGCUUUGCGGCGACGGCUGGGUAUGGCCGUGAACCAAGUGAGGGCCCAUGCCUCCCACGAAGAAGCGGACGGCUUCCGCACGGGCAACAACAGGGGGGGAGGCGGGCAGAGCGGCUCUUCGCUCAGAAGACGUUCAAAAACGCAUAAGUGGAGGGAGAUUAGGGCCUACUGA